Gigantopelta aegis is the source of this 1426-nucleotide messenger RNA. Its product is annotated as dynein light chain 4, axonemal-like. Gene Ontology annotation, molecular function: dynein light intermediate chain binding; dynein intermediate chain binding. The transcript has 3 exons. Bases 76 to 393 code for a protein of 105 amino acids. Gene Ontology annotation, cellular component: dynein complex. The record is from RefSeq and is a predicted model, not a curated record. NCBI's taxonomy places the organism in Eukaryota, Metazoa, Mollusca, Gastropoda, Neomphalida, Peltospiridae. Gene Ontology annotation, biological process: microtubule-based process.
CGCAGUUAUUCCUAGUUACCAUUGGAGAGUUGUAGCAGGUGUUUUGGCAUUUUUGGAACAGGUUGUUUAUUCGAAAUGGCCGAAGUGACUGAAGAAAAGAAAGAACCAGAGACAAAACGUGUACACACGUAUCCAUUGAUACGGCAUUCCGAUAUGAAUGAUGAAAUGAAGACGGAGGCAAUGGAAUUGUGUGUUACAGCUUGUGAGAAGUUUUCAACAAAUAAUGAAAAUGCUGCAAAGAUGAUAAAAGAAACGAUGGAUAAGAAAUUUGGAGCCUCUUGGCAUGCAGUCGUGGGCGAGGGAUUUGGAUUCGAGCUGACACACGAAGUGAAGAAUCUGCUCUACAUGUUUUUCGGUGGGACAUACGCCAUUGUUGUCUGGAAAUGUUCAUGAGGACAAUGACUUGAAGUGUACAACCUCUGUCCAUGUGGGACUGGAAACUUUGUAAAAAAAAACCCAAGAAAACAAUAUCACCACCGAAUACUUACAUUUGUAUUUAACUAGUUAAUGUUUUUCUUCUCAGCUGUGAUAUAUAUAUAUAUAUAUAUAAAUGUAUAAUAUUUUUUUUUAGUUAUAUGUGAACAUGUUUCAUGCUGUUUUUAUGAAUAUUCAUGUACCUGUCAUUUGCAUUUAGUUAUAAAUUCCAUAUAGGCUAUAAAAUGUAAAAAAAGAAAGAAAAAAAAGUAUAAUUGGGACUGGAACAGUUAAACAUUCUGAUAAUUGCUUUCAGUGUAAUUAUAUCUACAUGUACUUGUAGAUAAAAUGAGACAUACAAAUUCCUUUGACUGGCUGAAAAGUCCAUAGUAAAUUGAUCUUCACAGAUUUUGCACUGCAAAAUCGGACUUGCCGUGUAACCAUACUGUCAAAAAAUUUUAAUUUGAAAACUAAAACUUACAAAAAUUUAUGUUUUGCAAAUUGUACCAAUAUUUCAAUUUUCUUGAUAAAUUUCUAGUUACCAGUACUAUUACCAGAUAAAUAUCUGUAUAAUUUCAUUCAAACUUGAAACAUUAAAAAGUAAAGUCAAAAUAAAUAUUGGUAGGAUAUGUUACCUUUCAAUGGUGUUAAUGUACCCUAUUCUUUAAAAAAAAAAAAAAGUUAUAAUAAUAAUAUAUACAACUUGAAGUAUUUUCUUGUUUGGUUCUUUACAAACAAAAAACUUGGCCAAAAAAUAGGACAUUAACAUAUAACCACAUAACUUAAUGUGUUAUUUAUUAAAAAAUAAAUUGAUGGCAGCUGUGUUUUACGUCUAUAAGGAAUUUGUGACCCGUUGUGUGUGUAUAUUCCAAGCUUUACAUUCCUUGACUGUACCUAACAAGGCUGGGUCACUUUGGCUAUGCAGUUGUACAAAGCAUAAAACUUGACAUGUUCAUUCCUGUACAUACAUCACAUUUUCAUUGUGAACAAUAAACUUAAUAUUUUUAACAUU